Molecule: messenger RNA, 4349 nt
Organism: Amphibalanus amphitrite
Lineage: Eukaryota; Metazoa; Arthropoda; Thecostraca; Balanomorpha; Balanidae
Exons: 13
Coding region: 203-3847 (1214 amino acids)
Biological process (GO): proteolysis
Cellular component (GO): membrane
Molecular function (GO): protein binding; serine-type endopeptidase activity
Source: RefSeq, a predicted model, not a curated record
GAUGGCGCGCCGCGCUGCUUUAUAAUGAGCUGGUGGCCGCGCAGCCGGCCAUUCAAGGGCUGCACGCCCUCAGUGCCGUCGCCCGUUCCGGAGAGCAUUGAAAAGACAGGGAGCAUCGACUGGACACAGGACUCCGGGGACAGCGGCCGCACAGGACUCCAGAGACAUCGGCCCGACACGACUUGAUUCCCGAGGUUCAGCCAUGAUGAUCAGCAUAGCAGUCGUGUUUCUAUCGCUGGGCACAGCGCUCGCCGCCCCGUCCGACCCGCUGCUGGAGAGCGUGCUGCGCCUCAAACGUCAGCUGCAGCUCCGGCACAGCCACCUGUCACCGGCCGCCGGCCGCGCGCCUCGGCUCUCCAAGCAGCUGGAGGACCUCAGCCCGCCGCCAGCGGACCUCCCGCUGAGCGGCCGCCGAGUACGGCUGGUCGGCGGCGCCGGGCCGUGGCAGGGCGUCGUCCAGGUCUACUUCGCCUCCGCCUGGCGCUCGGUCGUCGCCAACCGGUGGACUGAGGACGAGGCUGCCGUCGUCUGCCGUCAGCUGGGACACGUCAGCUACUUCCGGGAGGCGCCGUUGCCGACUGCCGAUCUCACAAACUCCAGCGUCGCUGCCGACCCGGCCCCGGUGGGCAUCCACAAGUGCUCGGGCCGCGAGGCCUCACUGCUCGACUGCGAGAAGGCCGACGUGGACAGUCCGCCGCGCCCCGUUCAGGUCAACUGUCUGGCCGAGGACGACCUGUCGUCGGGCCGGCGCUGUCCCUCGUCCCAGGUGCCGUUCGGCGACAGCUGCUACUACAUCGGCCGCGAGCGGCAGACCCGGCUCAAAGCCGAGCUCGACUGCCGGCGCGUCAAAGGCACAUUGGCGGUCAUUAACUCCCAGCUCGAGAAUGAUUUUUUGAGUGGCCUGAUGAGCUCCAACGACCUGAAGGGCAUCCACACCGCCGGCCGGGGUCGUCGCAUUGCCAGGAACUCAAUCAUCUGGAGCUGGGAUGGAUCCAACGCGCCCUUCUCCUUUACAAAAUGGAAUCCAGAUGAGCCGCCGGCGGCCGUCGGAGUGCAGCAGCGCUGCCUCACGCUGGAGGCGCCCGGUGCCGGCACGACCGUCGCCGCCGAGCCCGACUACGGCGUCUGGAGGUCAUCCGACUGUAGCCGCAGUCUGCCGUACGUCUGCGAGAUCCGGCGCAACUGGACCGACUGCGCCCGGCCUGUUCCCGGCAGCUUCAUUAGCUCAAAGACGACCACCGAGUGGGGUCGGACGUGCCUGCCGUGGUCCGAUGUGACUGGCGUGCCGGGCCUCAGCAGUGCCGUUCUCCGCGAAAACUACUGCAGCAACCCGGACGGCGACGAGCGGCCCUGGUGCUUCGUCUCGCCCGACGAGUUCGAGUACUGUUCGGCGUAUGACUGCCCGCCGCUGCUGCCACCACCACCCGCUCCGAAAGACAACUACACCUGCCACAGCCUUCAGUUCGCCUGCGGCGACGGCCGGUGCGUCAAAAUAACGUACGUCUGCGACGAGGAUCCGGACUGUGCCGACGGCAGGGACGAGGCCGUCUGUGAACAUUUUCCAUCCAGCUUUCAGAGUUUCGUAGGAUACACCGCCAAAGUCGAUGAUGUGACUGGGAUCGUCUCGCGAGAAGGCAACGUCGGUGAAAAAACGUGCCAGUUUCUGUGUUUGGCCGACCCGUCCUGCUAUGCCGUGAUGUACGAAAUACUCAUCAAAAACUGUCUACGCAUCACGACACCGCUAGGUCCACGACUCCGGCUGAAAAAUAACUUGGCCGCGCUCACCAACGUGCACGUGGUGCUGGACCGGCACACGCCGUGCGUCGGCCACCGGUGCGACGACUUCCAGUGUCUGAACAGGACGGACGUCCGGUGCGACGGCGUCGUCGACUGCGAGGACAUCUCUGACGAGCUGCACUGUGCCGCUGUCGCGUCCGUGCCGCUGCGUCUGGUGGACGGCGCCGCCGCCGGCUCCGGGCGACUUGAGGCCCAAUACCUAGGCCGCUGGGGUAGCGUCUGUGACGACGGCUUCAAUAAUCGCGCCGCCGAUGUGGCCUGUCGGCAGUUGGGCUUCCAACGACACCGACGCCUGUUCAAGAACGGUCGCGGCUACCCGGCCGGUGCCGGCGCCGAUUCAAACUUUUCCAUAUCGUUUUCGGUGUGUGACGGCGAUGAGGAGCAGCUGGCCGACUGUGUGCUGCUCUACAAGGAGGACCGCUGCAUCGCUGGCGAGCACGUCAGCCUCGAGUGCACCGACGAGCCGGGCCUGUGCACCCUGUUUCAGAACUUCUUCGAGUGUCUCGACAGCUCGGACUGCGUCGCACCGUCACAGAUGUGCGACGGCGAGGCGCAGUGCUCGGACGGCAGCGACGAGUCGGAGGAUGUGUGUCCCAAACAGCAAGUGCGGCUGCAGCGGGACCUCCCCGGCCGACCGGCUGCCGUCGAGGUCAAACCGAAAGGCUCAGAAAGGCCGUUCCUGAGCGUCAUCAACCUGCCGUUCGGGGACCGCGAGGCCAACUAUUUGUGCGGCGCCCUCGGCGGCGGCCCGUACGGAGUGCCCAUGGAGGACGUCGGCCUGCUGCCGGAGCGGGAACUGGCCGCUCAGCUGGUGUGCGGCGCAGACGACUGCGUCAUUCACUCGACCACGCCCAGCGCCGGGGCGCACGCGGCCCGCCUGCGCUGCGAGUCGACGCCGCCGCAGCCGGCAGAGCUGCGCCUGGUCGGCGGCGACGAGCGCAGCGGGAUACUGGAGCUGCGGCCGCCGCGGGCCGACUGGGGACGCGUCUGCGCCGCCAGCUUCACAGACGCCCAGGCCCAGGUGGUUUGUCGUCAGCUGGGAUUCAGCGGCGAAGCCAUGUUUUUGGAGAUUCCGAGGGACCCCAACAGCACUGUGAGCCUGCGAGCGAUGGACUGUCUGGGCCACGAGAGCAGCAUUGCUGAGUGCGUCCGGCUGCCCUGGAUCAACACGGAUGAACCGGAGGUGUGCGGUGACAGUGGUGAGGCGUACGUCUCCUGUGACGGCGCGGCGUCACGGGAUGUUCCGGCCCAGCAACUGACGGCCCAGUGCGCCGCGCGCGACGCCGACCUCAGCCGAGUUCUGAACGGCGAGACCGGCCAGGUGCCCGCCUACGCGCAGCUGCAGAUCAUUGUGCUCAGCAAGUGGAAGACGCGCUGCGGCGCCACCGUGCUCAGCGAGCGCUUCCUGCUGACGGCCGCCCACUGCGUCCAGCCGACGCGGACGGAGCGGCUGAGCGGCGUGAAGGAGCUGACCGUGUCGCGGCUGUCGGCCCUGCUCGGGGACGGCACGCGCGCGGCCGUGCGCCGCGUCAUCGCCCACCCCGGCCACCGGAUGCUCGGCGACAACACCGACGACCUGGCACUGGUGGAGCUAGAGCGCGAGCUGACCUUCUCGGCCACCGUGCAGCCGGCCUGCCUGCCGCCCGAGGACGCCCCCUACUCGCCCGAGCUGGCGUGCUCGGUGGCCGGCUUCGGCAGCACGCGGCCCUCCUUCGGCACCGCUGCAGAUGUCGGGUCCUUUGUGGCGGCCGACACGCUGCAGGUCGCCAACGUCACCUUCUUCACGCGCGAUGAGUGCGAGACGUUCUACGGGCGCUACAACGUCACGCUGGGCACGGUGUGCGCCGGCGACGCUCAGUUCCGGGUGGACACGUGCGUGGGUGACUCGGGCGGCCCGCUGUUCUGCCGACUAGGCGACUCGGUCACCCUCAUGGGCGUCACCAGCUGGGGCAACGGCUGCGGCCGGAAGGACCAGCCGGGCGCCUACAUGCGCGUCGCCUCAUACGUCCGAUGGAUCCAGGAGGUGGUGCAGGCCGCAUCAAUCGCCUGAGCCUAGGGUGGAAUUCGCUGAGGUUUUCUUGGGGUCCGUCACUAGACCAAGACCAGCCACCGCGGGCAGCGACUGGUCUGAGCUCAGGUGUCGGACCGGUACUGGAGGGCAUUCGCGCAGAUCAGAGCCGCUGCACGGCACCCGCACUGCGUGCAGAGCGGCAUUGUUUUGGGGCUCAUUUAUACUCAUGGGACGUCGGUUAGAUUGUGUACAUAUCAGGACGACGGAUAUAGGUUUAGCGUGUGAUGUGUUUACACAGAGUUUCUGGUAGUCAGAUAGGGACAUUACUAAGGCCAAGUCACUGCUUAGUGCUUAGACAUCAUAGGUACAUAUACAACAGCGUCCAGUAAUAAUAUUACGUAAAGUAGGUAUGUGUCUGUUGUGCCUUUUUACAACAUUACGUGACUUAUUGCACAAUUGUGUCUACCGCUUGCUACUCUAUCAGUGUUUUUAUUUGCCACGAUCUGGUUAUUUCUGCGUUUCAAAUAAAUACUCACGCUCA